AUGUCAAUGGAUUUUAGAAUGUCGCAGACUAUUUACAACCCAAGCGAUCACAAGUGGAAGACACCAGCACAAAUCAGAUCUAUUUCUCUACCUAACAUUCCUAAUAAGAAAUACUAUACUGGAUUGAGAAUUAUUGAGAAGAUUAUUGAGAUAAAGGGAGCAAAGAAAUUUAAGCAGAGAAACGUCUCAACAGAUCAAGCUGUGCCUAUCUUGGAUUUAUAAAACUUAAAGUUUGAAGAUGCUCAGAAGGAAUUCAGAAGAAUGACAAACACAACCCACUAUGCUUAAGUUUUUGGAUAGAAGCCUAAGAUGCAGGAGGACUAUGAGAUUCUUAAGUAUAAGAAGUUCACAGAUUUAUAGAUAUCAACCAUCCUGAAGCACCAGCCUUGCCAAUUCGUUGAAUCUUGGCUUAGUCUCAAUGAUUAACAAGAAUUCACAGGCCAGCUUUAUCUGACUCUCAGAGAUAUCUACACAGUGAUCAGAAAUCAACAACCACCAAAGUCUCUUGCAUCUGUAGACUAUGUUCAUUCAAAGCAAGAUGCAAAUGCCAAAGCUCCUAGAUACGAUAAGCUUAUCUUGCAGCACAAAGGGAAGAAGCCUGUUUAGUAAAAGAGAAUAGAUAUUUAAUAAGAGUUGUCGAUCUUGAAAAGACUAAACCUGUCAUUGAAUCGCAAGAAUAAUAACAUGAAGUACCAGUUUGCUGAGCCAAUCAUAGACCCUAAACAGUUCAAAUAAAACUUCUUCCAAGGGUGCGGCAACAUCACUGCCUAUUGUGAAUUGAAUGACCCUAAGAUUACCGACUAUCAGGAGACAUUCAAAGGCAAAUAGAUUUACAGCAAGUUUGAUGAAGGUAAGAAAGACUUCAACACUUCCUGCUGUAUUGGAGGAGUCAUUCCAGAUCCAGCAUUUAUGAGCAAGACAACAUAGAAAUUCGAGAAUUACAAAAAUGAAUUGAAGACAAUUACACAGAGAUUCCUUAGAACUGCCUAGGAAACAAUGGACAACAGAUCGAUGUAAGCCAAUUAAAGAUGA
Molecule: messenger RNA, 1032 nt
Organism: Stylonychia lemnae
Lineage: Eukaryota; Ciliophora; Spirotrichea; Sporadotrichida; Oxytrichidae
Source: the annotation of a GenBank genome assembly